AUGGAACCGUACAACAACAUACCGGCCGCGCCAGUAGUCAGAGGUGUUGGGGGGAUGGGUUCCUACUGGAGCUGCGCCACGCCUGAGAUGUGUCCUGAUGUGGAGCGGCCUGAUCUCUUCACAGACGAGGAGUGGCGCGAGUUGUACGCCAAGGCGAAAGCGUUAUUCCGCACCACAGAUACGGCGUUCGACCACUCGAUACGCCAUCAACUCGUCAAGGAAAGCCUCACUCAGGCGCACAGGGACCGAAAGUUUGCCAACCUGCCCUUGGCGUGUGAGCGAAACCCCUUCGACCCGGAUCGUGUACAAUGGACAGGACCAGCCAGCAUUUUGGGUAAACUUGCGGAUCCGCAUCUUCACGGUGGAAAUUUUGAGCUGAAAUCUCGCCACUGCUGUCGUAAGCUACUGAUCGACGACACUUCACAGCAGGUAAUCGGAGCCGAACUCGUUGACCUAUACACGAAUGAGGUGACUGUGGCUAAAGCCCGAUUUUACGUGAUCUGUGGCGGAGCGAUUCUCACGAAUGGAAUUCUCUUCAAUUCCGGAAUCCGCCCCGAGACAGGAUAUAAUGCUGUUGGCCACUAUUUGACUGAGCAGACCAUGGCUGUUUGCCAGAUUGCUUUGAAAAAUAGCCUGAUUGAAAGCACUUGGAGUGAUCCACGAUGCCAAGAGCAGUACAAGAGAUUUCCCAACGACCCGCUGCGCAUACCUUUCGACGACCCUUCACCUCAGAUUACAAUUCCGGUAACCGAGAAGCAUCCUUGGCAUACACAAAUCCAGCGAGAUCCUUUCCACUACAACAGCAUUCCAGCGUCCAUUGAUCCCCGCCUCAUAAUCGACAUUCGUUUCUUUGGAUACGUCGAGCCGAGCUACGAGAACCAUGUUACUUUCCAAGAAGGAUACAAUGAUGCCUUCGGCAUGCCUCAACCGAUUAUUCGAUUCCGAGUCGGAGAAGCAGGGUUGAAACGCCAGCAAAGUAUGAUGGAUGAAUUUAACAAUAUUGUCGGCAGUAUGGUCAAUAUCGCUCUUAGUAUCGGGGACUUUCUCCCGGGUGGUGAGCCCAAGGUUUUGCCGCUGGGCGCAGCGACACACAUCUGCGGAACAACCCGCGCAGGCACCAAAGACGAUGGAACAUCCGUGGUCGAUAGGAACUCCAAGAUUUGGCGGCUGGACAACUUGUUCAUCGGGGGGUGUGGAGUAAUUCCAACACAGAACGCGUGCAAUCCAACCCUGACAGCAGCUUGUUUCGCCAUUGUUGGUGCACGGAAGAUUGUCCAAGAACUAGCAGACAUUGAACGUAGCGGUAAGAGUAGCUACAUUGAUUCAUAA
Messenger RNA from Pestalotiopsis fici W106-1, 1329 nucleotides. RefSeq lists its product as uncharacterized. The transcript has 5 exons. NCBI's taxonomy places the organism in Eukaryota, Fungi, Ascomycota, Sordariomycetes, Amphisphaeriales, Sporocadaceae. The record is from RefSeq and is a predicted model, not a curated record. The coding region runs from base 1 to 1329 and encodes 442 amino acids. Gene Ontology annotation, molecular function: oxidoreductase activity, acting on CH-OH group of donors.